AUGCCACGCGCAAGUGCCCAACCUCAGUCUGUAGACUAUGGGAUGAAACUUUCAUCUCUGAUGUCUGCACCCAAGAUAAAUGAUGUUCCUACCAUGGAUGCACUCACCGAAAGGGAACUCGAUGGUUUGAUUUUACAGGAACCUGAUGGGCACCUCAGCUAUGUACUUUCCUUGAUAUUCAAAACCUUUAGCGCUACAAUUCCUCUUGCAAAUUCACUUACUGUUCCUUUAAAUACCAAAACUCCACUUUACCUUCAUAAUUUCAGGAAAAAACAAAAUUCCACCAACAAGGGCAAAACCAAGUCAGUGUCACUGUAUGAUACUGUGAAUCACUGUUGGAACUGGGCACUUCCCACACACGAGCAGCAUGCUAGCAAGUCACCUGACAAAAGUAGGCAGGAUCUCAGAGAGGAUGAGGAGGAUGAUGAAGAGGGCAAAGAACAGGACUCGGAAGAAGAAGGGAAUGAUGGUGGUGUGAAAGAGAAAUAG
Molecule: messenger RNA, 489 nt
Organism: Suillus subaureus
Lineage: Eukaryota; Fungi; Basidiomycota; Agaricomycetes; Boletales; Suillaceae
Exons: 1
Coding region: 1-489 (162 amino acids)
Source: RefSeq, a predicted model, not a curated record